Molecule: messenger RNA, 1188 nt
Organism: Acanthosepion pharaonis
Lineage: Eukaryota; Metazoa; Mollusca; Cephalopoda; Sepiida; Sepiidae
Source: the annotation of a GenBank genome assembly
AUGCCUACUCACGCGUUCAAUCAAGGCGCCCCAUAUAGCGAGACAAAACAAAAUCAGUCCGAACCUAAUUUUCUUUCUUUCUGCGAAUUUCCCACCAUUUUCCGUCUUUCUUUUGUUUCUUAUUCUAUUUCAGUAUUGUCAUUUUCUUUCUUUCUUUCUUUCUUUCUUUCUUUCUUUCUUUCUUUACAUUUUUUUCUUUUCUCCUUGCCAAAAAGUUUUCUUCAUUUUCCAAUUUUGUCUUUCUUCGUUGAUUUCUUUCUUCAUUUUUUUAUUUUCAUCCAUUUUGGGCAUUUAACCUUUUCUUUAUUCCUUCCGUUCUUUCUUAUUUCCUUCCUUCCUUCCUUCUUUUCUUUCUUUAUGUUUUUGUUUUCUUUUAUCCUUGCUAAAAAGUUUUCUUUAUUUUCCAAUUUUGUCUUUCUUUCUUUCUUUCUUUCUUUCUUUCUUUCUUUCUUUCUUUCUUUCUUUCUUCAUUUUUCUAUCUUCAUCUAUUUUAGGCAUUUAAAUUUUCUUCAUUUUCUUUCUUUCUUUCUUUACAUUUUUGGUUUUCUUUUUUCGUUGCCAAAGAGUUUUCUUCAUUUUCCAUUUUUAUCUUUCUGCCUUGAUUUCUUUCUUCAUUUAUUUAUUUUCAUCUAUUUUAGGUAUUUGUUCAUUCUUUCUUCCUUUUUCUUUCUUUCUUUCUUUCUUUCUUUCUUUCUUUCUUUUCAUUUUUUGAUUUCUUUUCUCCAUGCCAAAAAAAUUUUCUUCAUUUUCUUUUUUUCUUUCUUUCUUUCUUUACAAUUGUUUUCUUUUCUUCAUUUCUACAUUUGUAUCUUUCUUUCCUAUUUUCCUUCUUCAUCUUUUAAUCUUAAACUAUUUUCGAUAUUUGUUGUUUUCUUUCGUUCUUUCUUUUCCAUUGCAUUUAUUUAUGGUAUAUUCCCCCCCCUUAAAUUUUUUUCCUCCUAUUUCUCUUCUUUCAUUCAUUCAUUCAUUCAUACUUUCUUUCUUUCUUUCUUAAUUUUUUUGUCUUCAUUACAUAUUUUAUUCAUAAUAUCUUUCUUUUUCCUUCCCUUCUUACUUUCUUUCUUUUCUUCUUUUUCCUCAUUGCAUAUUAAUUAUGAUAUCUGUUUGGUGUUCGUCUCUUUUUUCUCUUCUUUUCCUUCUUUUUUUCCUUUUUUGUUCUUUCUUGUCUUCAUUUCAUCGAUGAAAUGA